CCAGAAGGUGAUGUACGAGAUGAUCUUGUCGGGUGGCGCUAGGGCUUGCGGCCUACCAAGCGCCUUGGAGCCUUCUCUAAUGGGAAACUCGUACAGAUUGCACCUUCAUGAGGAUAUCCAGACUAUUGUUGUCGAUAACUGACGCCAAUUUACGAACUAGGCAGUGCUUACGGAAACCAAUAGUCUCCAUAUUCGAUGUAACUGUCAUCGCAUAGUUCUCUUUUUGCGACCAUAGAACUUCGAUACCGAGAUAUAGCACGCGACAAGCCAUCGCCAGCUCACGAGUAUAUAAAGCAGCUAUCGUCCGUCGAAGGUCUUGACGUCAAUCCAUUCGCAAUUACAACCAUUGCAAAACACUAUCGAAAUAAUCUUUCUCGAGUUUAAUCUUGAACUAAACCACCACCAUGAAGUUCACUGUCGCCGCCGCCGCUGUUGCUGCCCUUACUUCAACCGCCGAGGCGGUAACCCAUCGCGAGGCCUACGCGACCAUCUAUAACGAGACGCCCGACCCAAUCCUUUCGGUCUCGCUGCUGCACAAGUAUAGCGACAACUACAAAAAUCAUCAGGAGUAUGCCGUUAUCCAGCCUAACGGUGUUGCCGCUUAUCCCUUCUGCCGUGUCGACUACAACACGGGCUUUGGCACAACGGGUCGUGACUGGUGGGCUGUCUCCUGGUACACCCAGGACCUCAAGAACUACUGUUACACAGACCCCAACAACUUCCGUGGCUUCUUUGAUGUUGUUGACCACGUCGCUCCGGGCCUGAUCACAGCCGUAGUGGCAGUCGCUGCCGCCGUCAUUACCGAAGGCGACAUUGAUAGCGCGCAAAAGGCAGGCGAGCUCGCGUGGGCGACGACGAACGGGCUGUUCAACACCGAAGGCACCAAGGGCUACAAGCAGCAUAUCUUGAGAUCUGAUGACGGGCAGCGUUUCAUCGAUUUUCACAUCAAGGCGAAUGGUGGUGUCGAGAUCCGCUCCCCCUCUGGUGUCUCCAACACCAAGUACACCUGCAGAUCCACCAAUAUUUGAGAAUUCCUGCAACAUGUAUAAGUAGGGAGACUAUUUAUCCUCCUUAUAUAAAUAUAACAAGUUAGUCUGAAAUAUUGAAAUACACAUAAUUUCCCAAACUUUGUAUUAUUUCUUUGAAGUACUUGAUGGCCACCCUAGGCUUGGAAAACAGGACGCAUGCAAGACAGCUGCA
Molecule: messenger RNA, 1200 nt
Organism: [Torrubiella] hemipterigena
Lineage: Eukaryota; Fungi; Ascomycota; Sordariomycetes; Hypocreales; Clavicipitaceae
Source: the annotation of a GenBank genome assembly